GUUGAAAAUGCCGAACUCGAGGCUUCAAAACUUUAGUAAACAAACCAAUCGGUGACGUCUCAGUGAGAACGUGCGCUUCCUAUAACGCCACUCUGAACGUUCACUGAGGAUCAAAGGUCUUCAUGGUUCUGAUGUUUACUUCGUUGUUUGGUCCUCCAGCUGAUUCGUCUCUUCCGGCCGACAGUAAGAAGAAGAAGGACUACCAGGCUUCCAUCGUCAGCUUCCAGGCCGUCUACCUGAACACAGAUGCUGAUUCAGCAGCUGGAGGUUCUGGUUCUACUUCCUGUGCAGCAGCAGAACUCAGUCCUCCUCUAGACGUUUCAGUGCAGAUGAAGUUUGAGUCUCUGUCGGAGGACGACGUCCUCGUGGAUCCUCACAGGAAACUCCCCACGCUCUCCUUCUGGCUCAACAGGAACAACUACAACUCCCAGCAGGCACUGCUCUGGUGUCUCACACGCUGUGAUGUAGAGCAGCUCUGCUCCAUCGCUGACCUCAGAGACGCCGACUCAGCAGGUUUCUUCAGCUGCUCGUUGUAUUCAGACAGCAGAGUGUGUGGAGCGUAUGACAAACCUCUGAGGAGACCAUGUCGCCUCCUGCUGGACAGACCGGCCAACAACACCUACAGCAAGAAGGUGGAUCUGUCUGGACCGGUGAAGAGUUUCUACGAGAGAGUUUCCUUCCAGAAGAUGGUUUCUUACUCCGUACGCAGCCGAGUCAGUCUGAGAGAGAACACACCACUGUCUGAGGGGUUCAUGGAGUGUGAGCGGCGCUGUGAUGAGGAUCCUUGUUGCCGUGGCAUCGGCUUCGUCCGGGACACCAAAUCACCAGCUGGUCUGGACGUGGUGUGUGUGUCUCUCAUCAGUCUCGGGGUUCAGACUUGUGGUGAUGACGUCAUGACGACCUGGAGGACUCAGGACUGCUCACCGUCUGCAGUGAAGACCACACCGGACCCCUUCGGCUGGUACCAGAAACCUGUGAAUCAGUGGAGUUCUUCUCCGGCUCUCUGUCCUCCGUUCAACCUGCCAACAACCACAAACAACGUGUCUCUGGACCGGUGGCGUCUCCUCACUGACUCAUCAGUCCUCGUCGACCCGUCUGUCUCCACGUAUGAUGUUAUCCACGUGAGUCGUGACAUCGCCGCUGAUGGGGACAAGACCAGGGACUGGUGUCUCCAUGCCUGUCAGGAGGCGGAGUCCUGCGUUGCCGUGUCGCUCAGCGAGGCGGGGUCCGCCACCCGCUGCGUCCUCUACCCUGACACCACGGCCUGUGGUUUAAGCUCUGCCCCCGGCUUGUCCAGCCCCGCCUCCUCCUCCUGCAGACUGCUCAUCAGAGAGCCCGCCCCCCAGGUGUACCUGAGGACGGAGCGGUUGCCAUCGGUUCCGUCCGUCUCCGUCCCGGGUCACGGGACCCUGCAGGGCGAUGUCGUGGAAACGGCCCUGGGCUCAGACAGGAAGUCGGUGGUUCAGUUCCUGGGGGUCCCGUACGCUCGUCCUCCAAUAGGAUCGCUCCGUUUUAAAGCAGCUCAGCCGGCCAAUUGGACGGGAAGCUGGGACGCCACCAAACCACGUCCCAGUUGUAUCCAGCCAGGUGAUGAAGAGUCUUCUUCCUCCAGUGAAGAUUGUCUCUACCUGAACAUCUUCAGUCCUGCUGCUCUGGUGACAUUUAUUUAUUUAUUUAUUGACAGUUUGAGUGAAGUCAGAUGUUUUGUUUUUUAAUCAUCAGAAGAAAGGUCUGUCGACUUAUCGAUUAAUAAACGAAUAACUUCA
Anarrhichthys ocellatus (wolf-eel) is the source of this 1766-nucleotide messenger RNA. Its product is annotated as thyroglobulin-like. Bases 123 to 1715 code for a protein of 530 amino acids. Gene Ontology annotation, biological process: thyroid hormone generation. The transcript has 12 exons. NCBI's taxonomy places the organism in Eukaryota, Metazoa, Chordata, Actinopteri, Perciformes, Anarhichadidae. The record is from RefSeq and is a predicted model, not a curated record.